UUACUUAUCCUCUCAUACCACGCCUGGAAAAUAAUCAUGAAUUGGUGUUGUGGGAAUUUGUGUGCAAAAACCGCUGCCCCUGUAAAAAUGCCACAGACGAAUAAAGCGAAUAGUUCAGCAGCAGGAGGCCCUGGGAUGGUGUCUGGCCCAGACCAUGGUGAACCUCCGCCGCCUCAAGCUGAGCCAAGAGAGCUGGCCGCAGGGGAUGGUGCAGGAGCUGACGAAGACCAGGAAGACGUUCAGAUCAACAAAUCACCCAGCGAUCCCAAGAAGUACAGGUAUAUCAAGCUGAACAAUGGCCUGAGGGUUCUUCUCAUCUCAGACUUCAGCGGAGCAGACGGCAAGGACGCCUGCAGAGAGGAUGAGGAAGAGGCAGCAUCAGGCGAGGGAGAUGAAGAAGAGGGGGAUUCAGGGGAGGGCACAGAGGAGGAGGAAGAGGAUGGUGAGGAAGAGCACGACAGUGACUUUGAGGAGCUGGAUGAGGAGCAAGAAAGGAAACAGAAGUUGGGGAGCUCCGAAAAACAGUCUGCAGCUGCUCUCUGUAUUGGUGUUGGGAGCUUCAGUGACCCGGAGGACCUUCCAGGCCUGGCCCAUUUCCUGGAGCACAUGGUGUUCAUGGGCAGUGAGAAGUACCCUGCUGAGAACGGCUUUGAUGCCUUCCUGAAGAAGCACGGCGGCAGUGACAACGCCUCCACCGACUGUGAGCGGACCAUCUUCCAAUUCGAUGUCCAGAGGAAGUACUUCCGCGAGGCACUUGACAGAUGGGCCCAGUUCUUCAUAUGCCCCCUGAUGAUUGAAGAUGCCAUUGACAGAGAGGUGGAGGCAGUGGACAGCGAAUACCAACUGGCUCGGCCAUCAGACUCCCACCGCAAGGAGAUGUUGUUCGGAAGCCUGGCCAAGCCCAAGCAUCCAAUGGGGAAGUUUUGCUGGGGAAAUGCUCAGACCCUGAAGCACGAGCCCAGAGAGAGGAAUAUCAACACCUAUCAGCGUCUCAGAGAUUUCUGGAAAAGAUACUACUCCGCCCAUUACAUGACCCUCACUGUGCAGUCCAAAGAGACAUUGAACACACUGGAGGAAUGGAUUAGAGAGAUCUUCAGCAAGGUGCCCAACAAUGGUCAACCAAGACCUGACUUUUCUGACCUCCAGGAGCCGUUCGACACACCUGCCUUCAACAAGCUCUAUAGAAUUAUCCCUGUGAGGAAGGUACAUGCUCUGACCAUCACCUGGGCGUUGCCCCCUCAGGGCAAGCAGUACAGGGUGAAGCCCUUGCACUAUAUCUCCUGGUUGAUUGGCCACGAAGGCACUGGCAGCAUCCUGUCCCUGCUGAGGAAGAAGUGCUGGGCCCUGGCUCUGUUUGGAGGCAACAGUGAGACGGGCUUUGACCAGAACACCACCUACUCCAUCUUCUCCAUCUCCAUCACGCUUACUGACGAAGGCUUCCAGAACUUCUAUAAGGUGGUCCACCUGGUCUUCCAGUAUAUGAAGAUGCUCCAGACUCUGGGUCCACAGCAGAGGAUCUAUGAAGAAAUUCAGAAGAUCGAAGCCAAUGAGUUCCACUACCAGGAGCAGACUGACCCCAUAGAGUACGUGGAGAACAUCUGCGAGAACAUGCAGUUGUUCCCCAAAGAGGACUUCCUGACAGGAGACCAGCUCAUGUUUGACUACAACCCAGAGGUGAUCUCCUCGGCCCUGGCCAUGCUCACCCCAGAGCGGGCCAAUCUGCUGCUGCUGUCCCCGGAGCAUGAAGGCAACUGUUCCCUUAAGGAGAAGUGGUUUGGCACCAAUUACAUGGUCGAGGAUAUCCCUGAGGAAUGGAAACAGCGCUGGGCUGGAGACUUUGACCUCAACCCUGACCUUCACUUGCCUGCUGAGAACAAGUUCAUUGCUACGGAUUUCACCUUGAAACCAUCUGACUGUCCAGACACAGACAUCCCAGUCCGGAUCGUGAACAGCGAGAGAGGCUGUCUCUGGUUCAAGAAGGAUAAUAAGUUCAAGAUACCUAAAGCGUAUGUCCGUUUCAACCUCCUGUCCCCAGAGAUUCAGAAAUCCCCAGAAAACCUGGUUCUGUUUGACAUGUUUGUCAACAUCCUGGCCCACAACCUGGCCGAGCCGGCAUAUGAGGCUGACGUGGCCCAGCUGGAGUACAAGCUGAUCGCCGGGGAGCACGGCCUUGUCAUCAGAGUCAAGGGCUUCAACCACAAGCUGCCUUUGCUGUUGAACCUGAUAGUUGACCACCUGGCUGACUUCAAAGCGGAGUCGGGUGUCUUCGCCAUGUUCUCUGAGCAGCUGAAAAAGACCUACUUCAACAUACUCAUCAAGCCAGAGAGGCUGGGCAAAGAUGUGCGUCUGCUGAUCCUGGAACACUGUCGCUGGUCGGUCAUCCAGAAGUACCAGGCCAUCAUGAAGGGCCUCACGGUGGAUGACCUCAUGACCUUUGUCAGCGGCCUUAAAGCCCAGCUUUACGCUGAGGGGCUUGUUCAGGGAAACUUCACCAGCACUGAAUCAAUGGAAUUUCUGCAGUAUUUUAUUGACAAGCUGCAGUUCAAGCGUCUCUCUGCAGAGGUCCCUGUGCUGUUCAGAGUGGUGGAGCUUCCCCAGAAGCAUCACCUCUGCAAAGUCAUGUCCCUCAACAAAGGAGACGCCAACUCUGAAGUUACUGUCUAUUACCAGUCAGGGCUGAAGAAUCUCAGAGAACAUACACUGAUGGAGUUACUAGUGAUGCACAUGGAGGAACCUUGCUUUGACUUCCUCAGGACCAAGGAGACUCUAGGGUAUCACGUGUACCCUACCUGCAGAAACACUUCUGGGGUCCUGGGCUUCUCCGUCACAGUGGAAACUCAGGCAACAAAGUUUAACACGGACUACGUGGAGACCAAGAUUGAGGAGUUCCUGGUGAACUUUGGGGAAAAGAUAACCAACCUGACGGACGAGGCCUUCAAGACCCAGGUGACGGCUCUCAUCAAGCUCAAAGAGUGCGAGGACACACACCUGGGGGAGGAGGUGGACCGGAACUGGUUCGAGGUGGUCACCCAGCAGUACGUCUUCAACCGCCUCAACAGAGAGGUCGAGGCUCUGAAACACAUCACCAAAGCAGAGCUGGUGUCUUGGUUCAUGGAGCACAGAGACGCCGGCAGCAGGAAACUCAGCGUGCACGUGGUAGGCUUUGGAGAGAAGGAGAACACGCCGGCGGCCCAGAGCAGCUGUGACCCGAACAGCACCCCUGCAGAGGGCGAAGAGGGCCAAGGCCACGCCCCGAUGACCUCCUCCUAUGGAGAAGUGUCCAAGCUGACCUUCCUGCCUACCUCGCCCUUGCUGGCUGACGCCACGCUCAUCGAUGACAUCCGCAAGUUCACUUCCUCCCUCACUCUCUUCCCCUACCACAAAGUACUCAAAUAAAUUGGUUCCACAAAGCAGAAGUAGACUGGGGAGGGGGGUCAGUAGCUCAGGACUACUGAUCGGGCCAGGCCACAGAAUGCAUUGGCAACUUCAGAAAGGAAGCUUGUCUCUGUCCCUCUUCCUCUCCCACCCGUCUCUUUCUCCUCAUCCAAUGAUUUCAGAGAUUUCAGGGGGCAGGCACUGUUAAAGAACCAUGGUUGGUCGAGAGCUCAUAAAUUUUCCUUUUGUUCUCAUCAGUCAUUGGAUGAUUAGAAAAGGCGAAUACUGUUUUAGGUUGAGUGGUAGCUGUAAAUGACUCAGGGUUAGGCCUCCCAGAGGGCAGGCAGUGAGUGGAACCACCACAGGGAUUCAAUCAUGUCAUAUCUUUCAUACAUCAUCUGUGGACUUCACAUCACACACGCAUCAACUCAUGUCUUAACAGCUUAACAAUGUUCAGACUAAGAUUCAGUCUGUGGACAAAUGAAGUCCAUGUGUUUGUCAUUACGGUCUGACGAGGAGUCUGAUAUUUUUUACAUUUAUUUGGCGUUUUGACGAAUCACAUCAGAUUGGUCAACAGGCCGUUUAUUGAGGGGGAAUGAGUUUGCAGCCUAUGUCACACCAUUUCAGAUUAGUUUCCAAUGUAUUCUUUGAACUUGAGUCUGUUGGCCAAAAAGGGAAAGCUAACUGUUUGUGUAUGAUGUAGAUUUAACAUUUGAGCCCUACCUUGAAGACCACUGGACAACUGGCAUGUUUUAAUGGAUAUCCCGUUAUCAUCUGUAAUGUAAAUAUUUAUUAAAAGUCAAUGUACUA
This is a messenger RNA of Esox lucius (northern pike), 4185 nucleotides long. It is a transcript of the gene nrd1b, whose product is annotated as nardilysin b (N-arginine dibasic convertase). The record is from RefSeq and is a predicted model, not a curated record. Bases 37 to 3396 code for a protein of 1119 amino acids. Lineage: Eukaryota; Metazoa; Chordata; Actinopteri; Esociformes; Esocidae. Gene Ontology annotation, molecular function: metalloendopeptidase activity; metal ion binding. Gene Ontology annotation, biological process: proteolysis. The transcript has 29 exons.